Messenger RNA from Nymphaea colorata (pocket water lily), 1461 nucleotides. Its product is annotated as NADPH-dependent aldo-keto reductase, chloroplastic-like. The transcript is spliced from 8 exons. Gene Ontology annotation, cellular component: cytosol. Lineage: Eukaryota; Viridiplantae; Streptophyta; Magnoliopsida; Nymphaeales; Nymphaeaceae. Bases 283 to 1239 code for a protein of 318 amino acids. The record is from RefSeq and is a predicted model, not a curated record. Gene Ontology annotation, molecular function: aldose reductase (NADPH) activity.
CCUGUGGUCGCCGCCUCCCUUUCUCUUUCUUGAAAAACUAACGGCCGGGGUGGCCUUCAACCGACUGCUCUGCGGUGCGAAAUGAGAAUGGGAAAUAGGAAAAUUAAGGUCGAAAAUUUUGGUCUAGAAGGUUGCAUGGCCACGUUCCUUGACUGUGUUUAAUGGCAGAGGAGUUUGGGUUCCCGUCUCGGUAAGUUACUCGAACCCAAAGAACCGGCGUUUGAGGACAGGGGGCUCCAACUAUAAAAGGCACACCCGGUGGGUGGAAAUUGGAUUUCUGAAAUGGCGGAGGGGAAUGCGAAGGGUCCUCUGUUCGUCGAACUGAACACCGGCGCAAAGAUGCCGUCAGUCGGACUCGGGACGUGGCAGUCGGACCCCGGGCUCGUCGGCAACGCCGUGGAAGUCGCCAUCAGGGCUGGAUAUAGGCACAUUGACUGUGCUCGUAUCUAUGACAAUGAGAAAGAGAUAGGGAUUGCUUUAAGGAAAUUAUUUGAAGAAGGCGUAGUAAAGCGUGAAGAUUUAUGGAUUACCUCCAAACUUUGGUGCAGUGAUCAUGCACCAGAGGAUGUCCCUGUGGCACUCGAUAAAACUUUACAGGAUUUGCAGCUGGACUAUCUUGACCUUUAUCUUAUCCACUGGCCAAUGCGGACCACAUCAUUUGAAGAUACCUUCAACCCAAAGUACUUUGCCGCUGUUGACAUUCCCACUACUUGGAAAGCAAUGGAAGGGUUAUAUGAUUCUGGGAAGGCUCGUGCUAUUGGUGUGAGCAACUUCUCCUCGAAGAAGUUGAGUGAUUUGUUGGCAUAUGCAAGGGUUCCACCAGCUGUCGACCAAGUUGAGUGUCAUCCAGGCUGGCAACAAACACGACUUCGAGCCCUUUGUCGUGCAAAGGGUGUUCACCUGUCUGCCUAUUCACCAUUAGGUUCACCAGGUACACCAUGGCUGAAGAGUAAUGUUCUAAAGAACCCUGUGUUGACUAUGGUCGCCGAAAAGCUGGGCAAGACACCAGCUCAGGUGGCUUUGCGUUGGGGACUACAAAGUGGACAAAGUGUUCUCCCUAAAAGCACCACUGAAGCCAGGAUAAAGGAAAAUUUUGAUAUAUUGGAUUGGUCCAUCCCAGAUGACCUGUUCUCCAAAUUCUCUGAAAUAGAACAGAGGCGGUUGAUUCGAGCUGAUUUCUUCGUUCAUGAUCUGAGUCCCUACAAAAGCGUUGAGGAAUUAUGGGAUGGGGAGCUGUAAGCUUAUCGUCUCAUGUUUUGCUGAAUCAUUGCGGAGCUAGUGGGGGAGCCUCAUGCAUUAGUAGCACCUAGUGAUAGUCUCUUCUUAUAACUGAAUGGUUUGAUUGUGUUUUAGAACGCUGUCUUGUUGUCUGAGUGCACUGGGAAUGUGAAUGUUAAAAGAAAUAAAAGCGUGUGUAUGUUAUCAUUUCUUUGAAGUUUUAUGUAGUCAGUCAUCUGAGUC